Messenger RNA from Anastrepha ludens (Mexican fruit fly), 3242 nucleotides. RefSeq names its product potassium voltage-gated channel unc-103 (gene sei). Bases 134 to 3109 code for a protein of 991 amino acids. Lineage: Eukaryota; Metazoa; Arthropoda; Insecta; Diptera; Tephritidae. The transcript is spliced from 16 exons. The record is from RefSeq and is a predicted model, not a curated record. Gene Ontology annotation, biological process: potassium ion transmembrane transport; membrane repolarization during action potential. Gene Ontology annotation, cellular component: membrane. Gene Ontology annotation, molecular function: inward rectifier potassium channel activity.
UUGAGCUGGUUACUUCUUUUGUCGACUAAUAAUUUUAGGGUUCAAACAAAUUCUUGGUUGAAAGCGACCGAAAUAAAAGCUUAUUAAACUUUUUUUUUUAACUAGUUAAACAAAUAAACUCUUAGAAACGAGCAUGUCUCACAAUUCAUGUUUUGAAUUAAAUGAAAUCCGGAUAUUGGAUAAAAUUUUACGACAAUGUGAAUAUUAUAUUUCAAAUAAUGGCAUGCAAGCAAAUCGUAAUAAAAAAGUGUGCCUCAAAACAAAUAAUUUUAACGAAUUACUUUUAAAUACCAACUUAAACAAAUUUGUAGAAAAAGAACUUUUUUCAUUUAUGUGUAAACUCAGGAAAAUGGACAAGAAAACCAUUUUCGUUUCGGAUAUACUCAUUAACUCCGGUAUAUUUACGGAGGGGUAUGACUAUAAUAAGCACGAGUACAAUAGCAAGAGUCAAAUGAAUAUCAAUCGAUUUAUUUAUCAUAAAAUUGGUCGCUCAGAUGAGAGUGAAAAUAUAUCAUAUAAAAAGAUAAAAAAUAAAUUAGAAGAACAACCUACUUACAAAAUUAAAUAUGAAACCACCAAAUGUAUGGUUGUGGAAAAUAUAAGCAAAAGUAAAAAACAAUUUUCUACAUUAAAUAAAAACAGCGAUGAUAUAAACAAUGGAAAUCAAUGGAACGUAUACGGAGAAAACUGUAUGAAAUGUGAAGAGAAAAACCUAAAAUGUAAUAUUCACUCAUCUUCAACACCAAGCGAAAAGGAUAAGUUUCACAAAAAUAAUAUUUUUUAUGGAAAUGAUCUUACAUACAACAAACGAAAGGAGAGAAUACAUAGCCAAGCAAAUGUUUUUGAGAAGACUGUAUCAUACGACAGUGUUCGGUCAAAAAUCUCAUCACAAAAUUUUAUAAAGAAGAAAAUUCCACAGAGACUUUCGAAAGAACAUACUGACGACAUUCCCGACAAAGAACCUUUACUUGGGGCUAAGCCGCUGAAAUUGCCGGAUUCGGUUGAGGCUGUGUUAUCACUUGGCUCAACGAUUUUGCCAGAUAAAAAGAUUGACAACACCGAGUAUCACAAAUGGACAAUAUUACACUACUCGCCAUUUAAAGCUGUUUGGGACUGGAUAAUCUUAAUACUUGUAAUAUAUACAGCCAUAUUCACGCCAUAUGUCGCUGCGUUCUUACUUGGAGAGCCGGAUUACCAAAGACGAACUAACAAAUAUAUUAACAGUGAUCCACUAGUGAUUGUAGAUUUAAUUGUCGAUGUUACUUUUGUUAUUGACAUACUUAUAAAUUUUCGAACCACAUUUAUUGAUGGACAGGAUGAAGUCGUCUCACAUCCCGGGCGAAUUGCGGUUCACUAUUUGAGUGGAUGGUUCCUGAUUGACUUAGUGGCCGCCAUUCCAUUCGAUUUGUUGCUAGUUGGAAGUGAUACUGAUGAGCUCGGCUUGGAUAAUGAAGAGACAACUACCCUAAUAGGGCUGCUCAAAACUGCCCGUUUACUUAGACUGGUGAGGGUGGCUAGAAAAAUUGAUAGAUACUCAGAAUAUGGAGCUGCUGUGCUAGUACUUCUAAUGGCAACAUUUGUACUCAUCGCCCACUGGUUGGCUUGCAUUUGGUAUGCUAUAGGAAAUGCGGAAAGAACACUUUUAACAAAAAAUAUUGGUUGGCUGCAUUCACUAGGAAAUGAUAUUCAAGAGCCGUAUUUUGAUAAUAACACCGGUGGGCCAACAAUUAAGUCAAGAUAUAUUACGGCUCUCUACUUUACAUUUACCUCAUUAACUUCCGUGGGAUUUGGAAAUGUCGCGCCAAAUACUGACGCCGAAAAAGUGUUUACGAUAUGUGUAAUGCUUGUGGGCUCUCUUAUGUAUGCGAGUAUAUUUGGAAAUGUUUCUGCAAUAAUACAAAGACUUUACUCGGGUACUGCCAGGUAUCAUACACAAAUGUUGAGGGUGCGUGAAUUUAUUAGAUUUCAUCAGAUUCCAAAUCCACUUAGACAACGAUUAGAGGAGUAUUUUCAGCACGCGUGGUCCUAUACGAAUGGAAUCGACAUGAAUUCGGUUUUGAAAGGUUUUCCAGAAUGCCUUCAAGCCGAUAUUUGCUUACACUUAAAUAGAAAGCUGCUAACAACGUGCUCAGCCUUUUCGGGAGCCAGUCCAGGUUGUUUAAGAGCACUAUCAUUAAAGUUUAAAACCACGCAUGCCCCUCCUGGGGACGUUUUAGUGCAUAAAGGUGACGUUUUGACAUCACUAUUUUUCAUUGCAAGAGGAUCGAUAGAAAUACAGAGAGAUACCAAUACCGUGGUAAUUUUAGGAAAGGACGACAUUUUUGGAGAAAAUCCAUGUAAUUACGCAACCAUAGGAAAAUCAAACGGAAAUGUUCGUGCUCUAACUUAUUGUGAUAUUCACAAAAUCCAUAGAGAUGAUUUGUUGGAUAUAUUAGAUUUGUAUCCUGAAUUUUCUGAGAGUUUUGCCAACAAUCUGAUUUUAACUUAUAACAUGCGUGAUGAUUUUCAAGCUGGAGUCGAAGUAAAACAUAGAUAUCUGAGAGCUAAAUCUUUAGAUAGAGAAAGAAGCACAAGCGAUAUAACAUCCAUAAGAAUUUUUGGUAUGCAUCAAAAGAAUAAGCCGAAAAAUAAUUCGUGUGCUACAAAGGCGCAAAACAAGGAUUCCAUAAACGAUGGAAGGGAUCCAUCAAAUUACCAAUUUGAUAUUCAGAAAAGGGAUGAUAUUGAAAACAUGCAAGCGUUCUAUAAAAAUUCAAAAUCCAGACCAGCUUCUCUUGCCCGUCAUAAUUUACCAAAAAGUAGCCUUCAGGAAAGCAAUAUCCAGGAAUUAAUAAACCGAAACCAUAAAGUAAAAUAUGUAAACGAAAUUAUUCUUUCUACUUUUGAGAAGCAAAAACAACGAGCUACAUGGAUUCGUCAAAAUAAAUUAGUUAAUACUACUGCACAAGAAAAGGCCUUACAAGAUGUAUCUCUGUAUCUGGAUCAGCAAGGAAGUACCAUCCACCCAAGGGAAUCAAUGAAAUGUAAUAUAUUAUCCGACAAGGUAUUACCUACUCCGAAUGCAACAAUUGCUACUACAGAGUCAUGGGAUGAGCUAGACAGUGUAUGAUUAGCUAUAAUUAUUAUAUUAGAUGGCGAAAGAUAAAACUUAAAAGAAAAAUUUAAGUAAAACAUAUUUAUAUUUUUAAAUUUCAUGUUGAAUGAUGAUUCUUGUUAAAAACGUGUCACAAACUGUUUCAAAU